This is a messenger RNA of Phragmites australis (common reed), 1058 nucleotides long. Its product is annotated as protein S40-1-like. Bases 263 to 721 code for a protein of 152 amino acids. Lineage: Eukaryota; Viridiplantae; Streptophyta; Magnoliopsida; Poales; Poaceae. The transcript has a single exon. The record is from RefSeq and is a predicted model, not a curated record.
CCGUGUGAUAAUUCUAUCGAGAUGAGUUUAUACUUGCUGCCAAUCAGAGCUCAGUGAUCUCCCGUUUUUGUAUUACUAUCAUAUUUGUGGCUGCCACGUGGCAGCUGACGAGAGGGUGUACCGCACUCCAAUCAACCCAUGCAAGGAAGCUUGAUUGCUCGCCAAGACACGCCAAACGCCACCUUCUCCUUCCAAAGCACACCGCACUAUAUAUGUCUCGAGCGAUGGGCGCCGAGCUCUCCCCGCCCCGGACGGCGAGGCCAUGGAGGAGGAAUUCGAGGAGGCCGACAUCCUAUGGCCCGGCUCCGGCCAUCGUCGUGACAGCAACGACAACGUCGUCGUCGACGGCGAGACGCAACUUACCGUGCCUUCAGUUCGUUCCAAGCUGCCCUGGCCGGAGCGGGCGGCUGCGCCGGUCGAGAUCUCUCGCCGGAAGCGGCGGUGUCGCCCCUGGCAGGCGUCGGAGCACGCCACGUUGGAUCAAAUAACCGAUGCCAGCGAGAGCGACGUCGUCGACGAAGACGAUUGCUCUGACGAUGGGAAGAUAACUGUGAAUAGUCUGAUGAUCGUGCCGCCGCACGUUCUCGUCGAACGAGGGAGGUUCGGAGGCAGGACGGCGGCGUACUCCAUGUGCGCCGGGAAAGGGAGGACGCUCAAAGGGCGGGACCUCCGCGAUGUCAGGAACCUCGUGCUCAAGAUGACCGGCUUCAUCGAGAAAUGAACAACGGGGAUGGUUUGUGAUCGAUAAUGGUAUGCUUGUGUGACCUGUGAAAUUUGUGGAACCAGAAGUUUUCAGCAAGGACGUAGGAGAAGAAGGAUAGAAGAUGAACUAGCCAGUUCAUAAUUUGAUUAAUUCGUUGUAAUUAACUUGCUAGCUCAUGGAAUAAAUGUACCUAGCUAUAAGAACCAGAAAAAAAAGAGUUGAAAAAAAUUCCAGCUGGUACUGAACUUCACCAUAUAUAGUAUGCUUACUGUAGCUGUGUUCGAAGUUCUCCUGCCAAAAUUGAUGUAACUGUGUUAGUAUUUCUAGUAAACAGGGAAUUGGGGUUAUUUAUUUA